Drosophila biarmipes is the source of this 4548-nucleotide messenger RNA. Its product is annotated as zinc finger protein Xfin. NCBI's taxonomy places the organism in Eukaryota, Metazoa, Arthropoda, Insecta, Diptera, Drosophilidae. The transcript has 5 exons. Gene Ontology annotation, biological process: regulation of transcription by RNA polymerase II. Gene Ontology annotation, cellular component: nucleus. The record is from RefSeq and is a predicted model, not a curated record. Gene Ontology annotation, molecular function: DNA-binding transcription activator activity, RNA polymerase II-specific; zinc ion binding; RNA polymerase II cis-regulatory region sequence-specific DNA binding. The coding region runs from base 95 to 4378 and encodes 1427 amino acids.
UCUUGUUGCAUUUCCUUGAUUUGUGCAAAGUUUUAUUUAUUUUUUAAUUAAACGACGAUGAGUAAAGUGAGUUAAUUGCCGGCAAUAUAGAAAAAUGCUGCCCACUGACAUUUGUCGCACUUGUGCGCUGCAAAAUGGCCAUUUGCUGCCCUUGUCCACCUGCUUGGACGGAGACGCCUCCAAAAGUUACUAUGAUGUGCUCCAGGAACUCACGCAAAUCGAUGCCCAGCUGCAGAGCUCGGAUGAUGGCCUGCCGCAGCACCUGUGCCCCGAUUGCUGGACGAGAUUGGAGAGUGCCCACGCGUUCGUGGAGCAGGCCAAACGGGUCAAUGUAGAGCUGUUGGCUCGCUUUAGGCAGUGUCUGGAUGAAAUUCCCAUCGACAUUCCCGAGGAGCAGAACAUAAAGACCGAGGUGGAUCUCGAGGACGAGGGCAACAAGUGCGAGGUGGCUGUGGACUCGGCGGCUAUGGACAUCAAAUGGCAGCCGGAAAGUGCCAGCGAGGAUGAUAUCCUUGACGCAGCGGAGAGUGAUGAAGAUGAGGUGGACAAGAAGACGUAUCAUCUGCGGCGAAGUUCGCGAAAAGUCAAGCUGGCAGUGGAGAGCGAAGAUGAGGAUGUUAAACCAUCUGAACCCGAAGCAACCCCCGUCAAGCGGCGUAGAGGACGUCCACCAGGCCCAUCCAAGAACCAGUCGAUGACCAGCGAUGGCCGCCACGCCUGUGAGGUGUGUGGGAAGACCUUUUCGUGGUACCGCGACAUGCAGCGCCAUGCCAAGAUCCACUUCGAGCAGGCCUCGUUCGUGUGUGAAACUUGUGGCAAGGGUUUUCUGCGGAAGGACAAGUAUAUGUUUCACCUACGCUGUCACAAGAAGCGCGAGGCCAAAUGGAGGGCUCUCCAGUCGGGAAAAGAAUGGCGCUUCGCAGAGCGACUUUAUAGUUCCGGCAAGUUGAAGAAAAUCGAAUGCAAAUUGUGUGGUUUGAGUUGCCAUCGAAUGGAGGAGCUUCGACUUCACAUCAAGACUCAUGUGGACGUGAAGAGCUUAGCCCAUUUGAGAAAAGAUAGCGAUGUAGUCAGAGAGCAUUUUCCCGGAUUUCCUUGCGACCUUGACACUAUCAAGCAGCAGAUCUGCGCUGAAAUAGGCGAAGGGCAUUUGGAGAAGUUUGCCUGUAUUGUAAAUUUCCAUGGCUAUGAGUUGGCCCUCAGUGAUUCCGAUGAAGAGCCUGAAAGCAAAGAUACAAAAUAUCAUUGCUUUGUGUGCAAUCUGUUCUUCGCUCGCAAACAUCGCUUGAUUAGGCACACGCUGGAGGAACACUCUGAAUCCGCUUCAUCGCUUCCCUGGCAGCGCUGCAGUUUCUGCAAGGUGGGUUUCCUCUGCCUAACACUCUACAACGAACACCUAAGCACCCAAUGCCAAAGCAAGUUAAAGCGAUAUCGCUGCCGUAAAUGUCCCGGGAAGUUUAUGUGGCCGGAAAACCUGCAAAACCACGCGUGCUCAAAUCGGCUCGAGGACAAGAUUGUAUCCAAGAAGAUUAUGUGCUCAUUGUGUGAUGCUGCGCUACCCAGUUUGCCGCAACUUCGCGGUCACCUAAUCACGCACCAACACGAUUUAAAUGGCAUUAGUCCGGAAUUCAAUUCCUCCUUCUUUCUCGCCUUUUAUCCUAAUGGAUUGGACUGCACUACCUCAGAUCUGGCCGCCCGUAUAGCUGAGGAUUUCGAAGUCCAGGACUUUGAUCGCUAUUACAACGUCUGCACUGAAAGUGGUCAAGAGCUGGAUCUUUUUGAUUCCGAAACAGAGCUGAGCGAAGAGGAAAACAAGACAUUCACGUGUCUCUUGUGCGGAGAGGUUGCGAGUACACUCACAGUUUUGAUGCAGCACCAAAAGACCGUGCAUGCCGAUGGGUUCACCGAUCUUCCCUGUCCCUGCGAGAAUUGUGAAGCUCGAUUCGUCAGCAAAGCCCUUCUGCAACAACACCGCCGUCACCGUUGCGCCAAGAAACACUCCCGAUAUCACUGCCAGAGUUGCAGUAUCCGAUUCGUUUGGCAGAAUAACUAUGAGAGACAUCUGAAGACCCAUCAUAGCAAAAAGGAAGAUGAUGAACAAGGGACCACCAAGUUGCAGUGCAGCGAAUGCGAAAAGGUAUUUAACUGGCACAAAGAUCUCAAUCGUCACAAGAGACUGCAUCAACCUCAGUCGGCAGCCCAGUUUGACUGUCCACACUGCCACCGCAGGUUCCACCGAAAGGAUGGCCUGAAGUCUCACCUUAAAGUACAUGCGGGAGAACAAUCUGAAGUUAAGGAGCACCAUAUAGUUCCAAGCGUUGACCAAGGCCUGGCUCUCACCCGACUUAGUCGUCCCCAUGGUUGCAAGCAGAUUCAGUGCAUGAUCUGCCUCUCAAUUCACUCAAAGAUAACUGAUCUGAGGACUCAUAUGAGAUCUCAUCAAUAUGGAUUAAGUUUUUCAGAAGAUAGAGAUAUUCCUAGUGCCUCGAGGGCUUUCUAUCCCGAACUGGAAACACCUUUAGAUAGAAUCGAACUUGCUGAACGGAUUAUGGCCGAUGUACAAAAGGAACUCGAGUUGGAUCGAUUUAUUUCUAUCACAAAUGAGGCUGGUCUAGAACUGAAUAUCGACAGCAGCGAGACUGACACUGAGUCUGAGCAGGAGGAGCAUCAAACAGCGCAAAGAUAUUCUUGCAAUCUGUGUAGCACGGCUGUGAGAAGAAAGCAUCAGUUGUAUGCUCAUCAGCUAGCGGAGCACAAGUGGGAGGACGCAUUCCUUGCAUGCACCCUUUGCCAAGCUAGAUUUGUUAACGAAUCCUUGCUAGAUCGACACUCCAGAACUCUCUGUCACAAUGCGCAGAAGAUAUUUCAGUGUCGCAAGUGCCCGCUUCGUUUUCGCUGGAAAGAUAACCUUAAGCUUCACAUAAGCCUUUACCAUCAGCAUGUAGAAAUUCCAGUCCCAGAUGAUGCUUCUCAAGCCGAAGGUGACCUGCAGUGUGGAAAGUGCCCGCGUAGCUUUAAGAUGCAGAAGGAUCUCACACGUCACACCCUCAUGCACGGCCAGGAAUCGAACAUCUUCCGGUGCCGUUGGUGUGCACGCCGCUUCUAUCGCAGGGCCAAUCUCCUUCAGCAUAUCGCUCGUCAUGGAAUAAGUGUAAGUCAGCUGCCCUAUGCAGAGGCAAUUCUGGAUUCCUACAUGAAUCCUGGAGGUCGGAAAAAAGUGGAGUGCCGAGUGUGCAGUGUAAGCUUUCCCACCAUUGCUGCUCUGCGCUUGCAUUUGGAAACCAUGCCCGCAGGUAGUCACCACGACAUAUCCUCACUUCAAAACUACUCGAUUACCAACCAGCUGGGUUUCGAGAUGGAUUUGGAGGAUUCGGAGACUGAUGAUGAUGAAGCUAGGACACACUCUAAACCCCCUAGCGCCCCCGAUUUUUACACCUGCGGAAUGUGUCAACUGAAGUGCUCUCGGAAAUUCGAGCUCUACCAACACCAGCAGGCCAUGCACCGCAUGGAGAAGAUCACCGAUGGUUGUGAUAGAUGUAUUUUCAAGAGCGUCUGCCCCGAAAUCAUUUCUCACCACAAAAAGACGCAGUGUGAGAACCGGGAAAAGCAGUUCGUAUGCACUCGCUGUGGUUACAAGUUCAUGUGGGAAUGUAACUUGUUGCAUCACAUGCAGCUGCAGCAUGAAAGGCUCGAGGAUCAAGAGUUAGAUGAGUCUAAGGAGACAUCAGGUGAAGAACCAAAGCCCGAGAGCCAGGUAUUUCAGUGUGGUCUUUGUACAAGGAAAUACAACCGCAAGGAUCGACUGACAGCUCACUUGAAGAAGUUCCAUGGACCCGAUGGCAAGGAUUCUAAUAAAGUACAGCUCUCGAAUAGACCCACAUCUCCUAAGGAACCAAAAAGGUUCCUGUGUGCCUUCUGUGGCAAGGCGGUCAGCUCCUCUUCAAACCUCAUCAUUCACAUGCGCCGUCAUACUGGGGAGAAGCCCUUCAAGUGUGAUUAUUGCACAAUGGCUUUCCCCCGUUCCUCUGACCUCCAGUGCCAUCGGCGGACGCACACCGGCGAACGACCACAUGUGUGCACAGUUUGCCAGAAGGGAUUCGCCCGAUCGUACAAACUGCAACAGCACAUGCGAAUCCACAGCGGGGAGCGGCCCUACAAGUGCACAUAUUGCGAGAAGAGCUUCACGCAGUCCAACGACCUGACCCUCCACAUUCGCAGGCACACAGGCGAGCGGCCCUACCAGUGCGGAGUUUGUGGUGAGCGUUUUAUCCAGGGAACUGCCCUGAAGAACCAUCGGAUGCAGCAGAACCACAACGAGGAGGGAUUCGAAUCAGUCGAAUCUACGAGGCGCACGGUUCUGGAGCAGUUUAUUGCAUAGGAUCAGGAAUAAGAAGAAUCAUCAGUACUGUAAAGCUAAGUUUUCUUCAAAGAAUUCUAAUUGACAGUAACCUUUUUUUAAGUUAACAUUACAAUUAUAUACAUUCCCUUAAUUUGUGUCCUUAAAGAGUUAAGUCCUCUUUGAAUAAAAAUGCUCAUAAAAAUAUAAAA